UCAGUUCACACACUGGGAGCGUGACGAACGUUCUUCCAAAAGUAACAUCACUGGCGGGCAGAUUUUUUUUUCUAAUGACUUAGUAAUGUUCACCUCGGGUAGACUUAGUGUCGAAUACUUCUUCAUAUUAUCUAGCUAAAUACUGCCACCUCCUACUUCUGAUUUCGAGAUCCACGGGCACAAACAACACCAUGCACAGAAAGAGUUUAGUAAGCAGAUUCAUUCAUGGAUAGGUUUACGUUGUCAAGGCUACGGCCAGUUGUGGAGAUGGAAUCCUCCGUUCAUGAUGUGUGUGUACAAACGUGAUGUCACGCCUUUCUCCUCUUCCAGUGCAUGGUGAUGUUUGCUGGCAUCUCGAGAACGGUGUGGAAGCAUUCACCCACAAUUCGGCAAACAGUAACCAGAAGUAAGAAAUAAAGAGCUGCACCCCAUUAGCCUUAUAACAAGUCAAGGCUCAGGCUACGUUAGACGCCCCGCCCACUCUAAGUGCAUGCCGCUCGAGGACCCGCCACGCGAUCUGCCUGCUGACGUCACAUCCAGGGGGUAGGGGGAGCUUUUCUUUUCAUGUGACGACUGCUUUAGGAUCUGAUGUGACACAGCAACUUCAGGAUGUGAAGUGAAUGGCUGAUGACUUGAAACUUGCGCCUUUUCCUAUGCUCUUCACACCGAUAACCGGAGUGAUGAGGACUCAGCCACGUUUCAUCAAGCUGAGUUCCUCCUCAUGCUGGUUGCCCUCCAUCUCAGUUGUGGAGAUGUCGCCGGCAGGACCAAACGCCAGGCCGUUGACUUCGUCAUGAACGCUCCACCGCUUGGCGCCAACAACUCCUUCGACAGUUCCUUCGGUCCCUGGGGUUGCCUGGCGGAGGCUGUUUGCCAGGGACAACCGUGCCAGAACGGAGGCACCUGUCUGUUCAACGCCAGCAACUGCACCUUCACCUGUCAGUGCGCAGACGGCUCCCUCAGCGACACCUUGUGCCAGAAUGUGAGUGGCCCGACCUCGACAGGCCCAGUGGACGAGAAAGACUGUUAUCAAAACGGACAGAUCGUGUGCCGGCACGGCCGGUGUGCUGGGAAACCUCCAUUUGUCUACUGCGAUUGUGAUGAUGGAUGGACCGGUGAGUUUUGUGAAAAAGAGUGCAGCCUGAGGUGCGACAACGGGGGGAGGUGUAACGUGGACGCCGAGACUAAAGGGCAGUACUGCAACUGCAUCUACCCCUGGAGGGGGAAGACGUGCAGCGACACACCUCCACCAGUCAAAGACGCUACGUGGUCGUACUGGCUGUCUGGCGGCCUGGUGGUGGCCUUCGUUGUCAUAACAGUGAUGUUCGUGCUCCUGACUGUUUUCAUGUGGCGCCGUCGCUUCGUCCUCAUCAUGAAGGUCGUCUUCUACUUUCUGCCCUACGAAGACAAUGAUGGCAAACUGUUUGACGCCUUCGUGUCGUAUCGCUCCUGCCCGAGGACCUGGAGUUUGUCUACGGAAUGCUGUACCCGCGCCUUGAGCAGGAUCUCAAGUUCAAGCUCUGCCUGCAUGAAAGAGAUUUUCUACCGGGGAAACAAUCGCCAACAAUAUCCUCUGGGCAGUCGAAAACAGCCGUCGGACAAUACUAGUUCUUUCCCCAAAUUACCUGCAGAGCGAAUGGACAAGGUUCGAGUAUCAGCAGGCGCAGCAGGAGAUGCUGAAGAGGAAGCAGAAAAUCAUCCCCAUCAUGUUUCAGGACGUCAGCGACCACUUGGACGCCAUGGACAAGACCCUGAAGACCAUCCUUCAGUCCGUCACCUACCUGGACCUGCCGAAAGCGGCCUCCGACCAGCAACGCCUGGAGAAGUUCUGGAAGCGCCUGCAGCUGUCCAUGCCGAAGAAGAAGGACUCCUCGGACAGCACGUACACCUUAAACAGCAGACAGGAUACCCCUAGUAAUAUCCCUGCUUCGGACCUAAUCUUGGGACCGAAAACUUCGUCUGAUAAAGUUUCCGCCAUCUCCGAUGGAAGCGUCCAUUUGGAUCCCUCCCUGUUUGGUCGCAGUGCUAUAAAAGGACAGGAGAAAGAUAACAACGUACAGCUGGUCAGUCUUCGCUUCAUCCAGGCUGGAUGGACCAUGGAGAGCGACACAUGCCGAGGAGAACUGGAGGCAAUCGCGAGGGCUCACGAGCGUACGCUGGACGGUAUAAUCUGAGACACCAUAACAGGAGAUUCUUUCAUCAGAGAUACCUCAAACUGAGACACGUUGAUCCAAUACAUGUCGAUCUUAGUAGCUUUCUACCAGUCAUUUUGCGACUUUCUGGUCUAAGUCGACUUGAGAUAUUAUUUUGAGAGUUUUUUUAUCCGAGAUAUUUUGUGAUCGGAGAUGCAUUUAUAUGAGAUAUUUUGAGACGUUUUGAAAGAGAAGCGUAAAGGGAUUUUGAUAAGAGGGCACACUGACUCCAGAUAUUUGAAUCUGAGAUGUUUGGCACGCCGGGACCCACGUGCUGGCGAUAGUCUCAGUUGUUUCUGGCCACACAUCAACACACACAGGUCUGUGACAUAAUAUCUUGCAAUGCUGAAGAUUUGCUGAUGUAUUAUAUUUUUACAAAGCUCAUUUCUAAUUUCACAUUUCGCAUCCAUUUUGCUCAUUUCUGUAUUCAUUUUCAUGCAUUUUUAUGCAUUGAACUCGUGGUAACUUCUUUUCACCGAUAAUUGCAAUCGUCAUCAUCCGCGAUAUAGAUUUUGGUUUGCAGGCCAUCGAAGAACCGUUAAACCAUUUUGAUUGAUGACAUCCUUAGAAAAUGUCAGAGGAUUCUACUAUGAAGAUUUUACAUAACCAAUGCCUCUGUCCUCUCUAAACCCCCCCCCCCCAACUCCCUCUUUCCCGAGUUUACCCGGCAAUACUCUCUUCAUCGGUGCUACAAACAACACAGAGGUAUUGUAAGAGGAAGAUGUGUGUUUCCCUUGCUGAUCUCCCUCCUCUCCGGUGAUUUGUAUGAAUUGACCAAAUCCUACAAAUAAUCAUCAUUUUUACUUGUUGCCUAUAAUUUGAUAUCAUUGUCCAAUUAGCUCCUGUGAAUGUGACAGCACAAAGUCGAUUAUAUUUGUCUUGCUGGUCAAACAUGUUGAACUGUUUUGGUAUUCAGCUGGGUUUCAGCACCUUCUGUACUCAAAACUAUAAGAACAUUUUUUAAAAAUAACGAAUACUCUAUUAGUGAUAUUUAGCUUGAUGUUCAUUCUAUUCAUUUUUUCUUCCUGGAAUGCUGAUACUGUGAAUCUGAGAUUAAAGCAACUUUAUUAUGAUAUAA
Messenger RNA from Pomacea canaliculata, 3270 nucleotides. RefSeq lists its product as uncharacterized. The transcript has 6 exons. The record is from RefSeq and is a predicted model, not a curated record. The coding region runs from base 722 to 1915 and encodes 397 amino acids. Lineage: Eukaryota; Metazoa; Mollusca; Gastropoda; Architaenioglossa; Ampullariidae.